ACUCCGAACGGCUGGAACCGUGUCCAUGGCAACGCGGUCAGAAGUUCCAAACAGUCAGUGCUCCGUGACGUUACAUAACGUUAGUUUCUCCAUCUGCUCCUAAAAUGUAUUCACAAAAUGUCUCAGUUCUCAUGAGUAACGAUCUUCCAUCGACAACAUCUGGGUACCAAGGAAUAGAUGGCCAGAUCUCCCAGAUCCCAGGACUGUCCCCGACCAUCAGCACUCUUCCUGAAGAGAGGGCCCGAGGGCGGAGGGCCGGAGUCCUAGAGAGUGAUUCUGACUAUGUCAAGCUUGCAAAACAAGGAGGGCAUAAGGGACUUUUGUGGCAUGAGGAAACAAGAAAUUCUAAACCUGAUGAAUACCAAACUCCAGGCAGGUUCUGCAUUGGAUCAGGAGAUGACGAAAAACCAAGUCUAAUUAACAGUGAAGAGAAGAAAAACCCUGGAGCUUUUCAACAGCGAGAGCCCCCCUUUGGGACGGACAAUAUGUCAGCCUGGGAGAGGGAUGAUAGCAGCAGCAAUGCCAAAGAGAAGAACAACAAUGUUCAUUACAGCCAGACGGAGAAAUUGCAGCCAUCCGAUCAAUAUUAUGAGACCAGCAAAUUCAAGAGGAUAGUAUAUGACAAGAAUCCAGCCCCUGUCGACAUGUCUAAGCUGUUGAGCUUUGGUUAUGCAGAUGAGAACAAACCAAUAGACAACACUGAUUUGUCAAAUUAGAAGACUGGCCAGUGCCGUGGGAAAAGGAUGUACAAACUCAAAUGCUUCCAACAGCAAUCCUUGCCAUCCAUUCCUCCCCUUAUUCAUUUCUUUAUUACCCCUUCAUAUACUGAGCCACAUCAAAUGUUUUUACUUAGUUUCAAAUGUGAGAUGUAUUACACAAGUGUGAAAGUGCUUAAUUGAAUUCAAGCUAGGAUCUUUUAUUUAUUGUGCCUGUUAGCGGUGCCUCAUUAACUGUAUUCCUUCUUUUUUCUGUUUGUAAAAGGCAGCUUUAAGGAAUAAAAUUUGAUUGUUCA
Molecule: messenger RNA, 1012 nt
Organism: Perca flavescens (yellow perch)
Lineage: Eukaryota; Metazoa; Chordata; Actinopteri; Perciformes; Percidae
Exons: 8
Coding region: 105-716 (203 amino acids)
Source: RefSeq, a predicted model, not a curated record